GGGCGGGGGCGGGCCGACCCGUUUGCCGACCGAACCCAGACGUUGACCCGGGAGGCGCGGCGGGUGAGUGCAUGUGUCCGGCACUGGUGGGCUUGCAGAAGGAGCGCGUGAGCCUGUGAAACCACAUGAGAAAUUCCUGAUUUGUGGAAGGUACCUGCCUAAGAAAUCAUGGAUGGUUCAAUAACUGUAGCAGGAGCCAAAGAUCACUCUGCUCUUGGGGAACAGCAAAACAAGGCACUAACUCUUGAAUACUGGCUACAAAAAUGGGAUCAGCACAAUAUUGGAUUUCAUCAAGAACAUGGAAAUCAGUUAUUAAGGAAACACAUGAAUACAUUUCUUAAUGGCAGAAAGGGACUCAGGGUAUUUUUCCCUCUUUGUGGAAAAGCAGUUGAAAUGAAAUGGUUUGCUGACCUGGGUCAUAGUGUGGUUGGAGUAGAAAUUAGUGAACUGGCUAUACGGGAAUUUUUUACUGAGCAGAAUCUGUCUUACUCAGAAGAAUCAGUUGCAGGAAUUUCAGGAGCCAAAGUAUUUAAGAGCUCAUCAGGGACUAUCACUUUAUACUGUUGCAGUAUUUUUGACCUUCCCAGGGCUGAUGUUGGCAAAUUUGACAGGAUUUGGGAUAGAGGAUCCUUAGUUGCUAUUAAUCCAGGUGACCGAGAAUGCUAUGCCAGAUUAAUGUUGUCUCUGGUGGGAAAAGAUUUUCACUAUCUGCUGGCUACUCUUUCAUAUGAUCCAACUAAAUAUUCAGGCCCACCAUUUUAUGUUCCUGACAGUGAAGUUAAAAGUUUGUUUGGCUCAACAUGUAAUAUCCAGUGUCUUGAGAAGGUUGAUGCUUUAGAAGAAAGACAUAAAAAAUGGAAAAUUGAUUACUUUAUUGAGACUUUAUAUCUCUUUACAGAAAAAUAAAUGACAAAGCUGCAUAAGAUUUGGCAACAUAUCUGAUAUCUUAUAUGUAUCUUUCCUCCUUCAGCUACUAAACAUGAUUUUAUGACAUGAAAAUGUAAUGAACAUCUUUGAAAGAUUUUAACUCAUUAUAUACCAUUUGCAGUAUCUAUUGGAAUAUGCAUGUAAUUUUAAGACAUUUGUAAUGGGGCUACUAUUUUAUUAUGCUUAUGAUGAUUCCAGUGUUGAAAUUAAAUAUUUUAAUUUGAGCAAAAUUUGGAAAUAAAAGAUUACUUAUGCCACUUUUCUUCAUCCUUGAUUCAUGACCCCACAAAAUCUAGUUGAAGCAGUUUUUUAUUUGAACACAUUUGAUGCC
This is a messenger RNA of Dromiciops gliroides (monito del monte), 1258 nucleotides long. It is a transcript of the gene TPMT, whose product is annotated as thiopurine S-methyltransferase. Lineage: Eukaryota; Metazoa; Chordata; Mammalia; Microbiotheria; Microbiotheriidae. Gene Ontology annotation, molecular function: thiopurine S-methyltransferase activity. The transcript has 9 exons. The record is from RefSeq and is a predicted model, not a curated record. Bases 169 to 906 code for a protein of 245 amino acids.